This is a messenger RNA of Liolophura sinensis, 3553 nucleotides long. RefSeq names its product mpv17-like protein. Lineage: Eukaryota; Metazoa; Mollusca; Polyplacophora; Chitonida; Chitonidae. Bases 1588 to 1914 code for a protein of 108 amino acids. The record is from RefSeq and is a predicted model, not a curated record. The transcript is spliced from 5 exons. Gene Ontology annotation, cellular component: membrane; cytoplasm; mitochondrion.
UGUCAGCCCUCAGAAACAACUGUUAAAUCGCAAAGUGCGAUAAGUUUUUAAUCAAACUGACGGCUGGCUCCUGGGCUCCUGGGCUCAUGUACUCAUUGUAAGUUUGUUUAACGAACAUGUGUAUUGAAAUUUGUUCCAUGGGGUAGUUCUUUCUAAAAAAAACACAAUUAUUUUAUUGUAUAGCUCACGACGUGCGUCGUUUGUGUAAAAGUGGACUGUGUUUGAUGUUGAACUUGAUGUUGCCACGGCGGACGUCAUGUCGACUAUACAGUUGAGUUUGGCAGACAGUCAUGUGACGAGCACGUCAUUCACACCACUCAUUGCCGGACAUCGGCAUGAAACAUUACUCCCCUGGGGUGAUAUGACUGAAAGCAAUUCACACCACAAAACCAUUGUACCACAGUGCUUAAUCUUAAACUAGGCGAGUCCAUCACGAGACUGCAACAAACAUAACGAGUUUAGGCAACCGUGGACAAACCGUGGUGUACACUUUUACUGUAGAUCAUUUAGCUAGUCAACCAUUUAUUAGUCGUAUACCAGGAUCAGUGUGUGUUUUCUGUUAACAUAAAAUGGGCCCAAGCUACUUCUAGGUGAGCUAAAUUUUGUUAUGGUGUCUUGAUUAAGCAUAGGUUAAGGCUCAUAGCAUAUGUUCAGCUUUAGACUUCACAACUUGAAGGUUUUUUGUUUAUUUAUUUGAUUGCUAUUUCACGCCGUACUCAAGAGUACUUAACUUAUAUACAACGGCAGCCAGCAUUUAGGUGGGAGAAAUUCAGGCAGACCCAGAUGAAACCCAUGACUAUCCGCACAUAGCUGGCAGAAUUCCCCUAGUACAUGUAGAUCUGGAGACAAAUAAAGUUAGCAUGAACUGGACUUGAACUCACAGCGAUUGCAUCAGUAAGAACCUCCUGAUUCAUAGCACUGCACUAGCACGCUAACCACUAAUGGCCACAGGGGCCCAAUGAAUUUUUUGGUGUACUUACAUUCAGUGAAAAUUUUAUAUCAUGGAAUUAACAUUGAAGAUAAAUCACUUGAGGUAUCGUGGUCAAUUAUUUUAAGAUCUGACAUAUUAGAAAUAAUAUUCUUGCUGUCUGUGACUAAAUACAGUUUUAUAAUUGCAAGAACAUUAUUUUUAUUCUGUAACCCUCCUCAUCACGUCUGAUACAAAUAGUGCUGUCAGGUGACUUGAGUGACAAGAAUACGUACAAAAUGUAGGUCUGUAUGUAGGAACUUACGUGUGUUACUGUGUGCAAAUAUGAGUGAUAUACAGGUGUGUUAAUGGGACAUUGAUAUGUCUGUUGCAGAUGAUUACAGUGAUUGCAGCUUGUGAGUGUUCUUUACCAGUUAUAGGGAUAGAUUGGAGAGGAAAGAGGCCACAAACCUCUGUAAGAUAAUAGUUGUGUUUUCUAGGACUUAAUUUAGAGAACAGUGUACAACAAAGACAUAUGCCAACAAAAAGUCAUUUCCAAAAAAGAAAACUUAGACCUGGGGAAGACCGCCAGAACGAGUUGCGUAGGAUUUUCAGCCAUAGCUCCGCUGGUGUACAGCUGGCUACGGCUUGCCGAGUUCGUCUGCCCAGGAAGAGCGGUGAUGAGCAUCGUGAAGAAGGUUGUGUCGGAACAGCUCUUGUUUGCUCCUGUGGCUCUGACUACUUUCUAUACAGCUUCCAGUUUUCUUGAAGGAAAGAAGGAUAUAUUUGCAGAGGCCAAAGCUAAAUUUUUACCCACAUAUAAGACAGGACUGACAUACUGGCCCAUUGUGCAGACCAUUAACUUUGCUUUCGUGCCGACAGACAAGAAAGUGUACCUUUUGGCAACUGCUUCUUUUCUCUGGACAAAUUACCUGUGCUACAUGAAAGAGAAGAAAGUUGAACAGUUGUACGGCUUUUCGACUGCCAGGUCCGAGAUCGGGGAGUAGAUUAGGUACCUAUGUAGUUGGUCUUGUAAUCUACAGGGUAUACAUUUCUGCAAACUAUAGAACCAUAAUGGCAUAGUGUCAUACUAAGCCAGUUGAUGAUAUUGUCUUUUACUUUGUUUAAGAGAUUUUUAAUAUUAUUUCGUGGAAAUCAGAUGAAAUGUCAGCCAAACUCAAGCAUAACAUGGUAGUCACUGAUUUCGCCUCUUCUUUGAUACUUUUCAGUGGUGAAGUCAAUUCUGUCAUCACAUAAUCUGCGAUAGCAACCUCUGACCUUUAGUAUAUAUGCAAGACAAAUAUUAAUAUAUAACAGAUGUUUGUUGUCAAAAUAUUGGGUAGAAAUGAAAUGAUAAGAAACAAUUGUACUCAUUUUGAAUAUCAUUAGGAUCUGAUUAAACCUAUUAAUAUAGGCCUACACAUACAUGCAUCUGUACUUGAGAUUAUUGUUAAGAAUUUCGGUACAAAUAUCCCUUUAAUUGUUCAAAGACUAUUGCGCAGCAUAUGUAUGCGUAUCUUGAGUAAACCAAAGACACCCACAUGUGCUUCCUGAUGUGUUCAAGGUGUAUACUUCUGCUAUGACAUGUAUGUGUAUGUGGGGAGAUAUUUAAUAUGUAAGAGUUACACAGGAUUAUUCUAGACAACACAUGUACGUAAUAAUAAUCAAGUCAGGUCAUCGCCACGAUCAUUAGCAUUAUCCUGGCAUGUGGAUCAGAAGCUUGUGAAACCUGUGUUACAUUUACCAGGUGAUGACUUGAGUUUAUUAUCAUUAUUGAACCCACAUUCAACUGUGAGUCUUAAGCAGUAUGCAACAUGUGUACAUGUUUACCCGAGUUUGCAUUGUUGGAAGGUUUGCUUGUUGUGCAACUUGUAAUAAGUUUUUUUUAUCCAGGUCUAUAUGUGGUACAGGUUCAAUCCCAGCCUUGGGCAAAGAAUAUGUACAUUUUUCCACUCUCACUGUUGAUGGGGCCUUGGUGACAAUAAGCGACCAACGAUGAUCAUGCCAUCUAUACUGUUUGUUUGUUGUGUAGGUGGUUUAGAAAAAUCAAGGGGCAGUCCAGUUUUCUCCAGCCAUAAAAGUGACUGCCAUCAUUUAAGCGAAAAAAUUCCUGAGUGUGGCGUUAAGCAUGUAAUAUGAUAAUGUAUAACUGGUUUAUAGUUGUCUCGUUUACCUGUCAAAUCAAAGCAAUCGCUUUUGCACCUUAGACAUGUGCAGUCAUUUGUGAAUUUAUGGUCAUCUAGAAAAUUAUUAAAUAUAUGAACUGACUUAUUGUUUUUCCUGCUGGUGAUAUUGUAAUACCACGAAAGUAUAUCUGUGUAUGCAGGCUAUUGGAGCUUACGUAUUUUAAAGGUUGUCAAUCAAACGUGAUAGAUUUUAAUCAGGUACAUAUAAUUGUUUACUUUUUAUUAGAUUUAUAGAUCUAUUUAUAUACCAGUACUUUAUUAAAGAGUUAUGUCUUUUUUUUUAAGACAUGCUAUUAUCUGUCACCUAGUUAAGAUAUGUAUAUACACAUGUUACAUAGGGGUACAAUGACACAGUAGCCUUCCACAAAUGCCUUGGCUGUGAGUUCAAGUCUGGCUUUGUGGUGGUUUCCUCUUCAGUUAUACAUUAGGUUUUCCAGCAACCUGCGGAUGGUCGUGAGUU